Messenger RNA from Drepanopeziza brunnea f. sp. 'multigermtubi' MB_m1, 279 nucleotides. RefSeq lists its product as uncharacterized. NCBI's taxonomy places the organism in Eukaryota, Fungi, Ascomycota, Leotiomycetes, Helotiales, Drepanopezizaceae. Gene Ontology annotation, biological process: GPI anchor biosynthetic process. The record is from RefSeq and is a predicted model, not a curated record. Gene Ontology annotation, cellular component: dolichol-phosphate-mannose synthase complex; endoplasmic reticulum membrane.
AUGACACGAGCACAGCAAACCGUAUCAAUUGGCCUCUUGGUCACCUCCCUCUAUCUCGCCCUCUACCUCCAACUUAUUCCUCUCCCGACUUUGAUCUCGGAAGAAAUAAUACCAGUCCUACCCUUCUGGGCUCUCGUCUCUUUCGGUGCUUACCUUCUUUUCAAGCUCGGAUACGGAGUCUUCACUUUCAACGAUGUUCCCAAGGCACACGCAGAACUCAUGAAGGAGAUUGAUGCUGCAAGGGCGGACUUGAGAACUAAGGGUGUGGAUGUCGAUUAA